AUGAACAAGUCUCAAUUAGCAGCUAUAAAAGCUGAGAGGUCGAAAGUUAUCAAGAGACGUCUGUCUCCAGAAACACUCAAGCUGAUACGCCUGCGUGGAAUCGCACGAGCUGCAGAAAAUCGCGAAUUAACGUCAGAACAUGUUAAGCAGUGCAGACAGGCGAUAAAAGAUCUUGAAGAGAAAAGAACAGCACUUGUGGUUGAAGCUGCAUAA
This is a messenger RNA of Angiostrongylus costaricensis, 213 nucleotides long. The record is from the annotation of a GenBank genome assembly. Lineage: Eukaryota; Metazoa; Nematoda; Chromadorea; Rhabditida; Metastrongylidae.